Gilbertella persicaria is the source of this 2738-nucleotide messenger RNA. RefSeq names its product Dolichyl-phosphate-mannose-protein mannosyltransferase-domain-containing protein. The transcript has 9 exons. Gene Ontology annotation, molecular function: mannosyltransferase activity. The record is from RefSeq and is a predicted model, not a curated record. The coding region runs from base 19 to 2625 and encodes 868 amino acids. Lineage: Eukaryota; Fungi; Mucoromycota; Mucoromycetes; Mucorales; Choanephoraceae. Gene Ontology annotation, biological process: protein O-linked glycosylation. Gene Ontology annotation, cellular component: membrane.
UUCUUCUCUUUAGAACCAAUGAUGUUUUCUGUAAGGUCAAGAAAAACAUCUGAUAAACAAGAAAAAGAUCCAUUUAUUCAAGAUGAAUACGAGAAAUACGAAAAGAAAGCUUACCCAUAUACAAAAGAAGGAUCUUGGAUCGACAAGCUGCACGAUCAAUUCAGGUUGCUUUUACUGACAUCCCUCAGCUUCUAUUUGCGUAUCAUGAAACUAGGAUUUCCUCCUUAUAUUACAGAAGCAGAAUUAGAAACCACACGUCAAGUGAAUUGGUAUAUGGCAAGCAAGUUUUUUAUUGGUAAAUUUCCUCCAUUGGUAGGCCUGGUUGCUUCUGGUCUGACACGCAUUGUGGGAUAUUAUGGUACAGAAGACUUGCUUUAUGCUGGACAACCUUUUGUUGAAUUUCCCGUGAUUGCUUUACGCCGAAUGUCUGCUUUAUUAGGCACACUUUUGAUCCCUUUGUGUUACAUUACCUUAAGAAACCUGAACCACUCACGUUCAACAGCCACAUUAGCAGCUGCUUUAUUGAUUUUUGAAAAUGGCAUGGUGACACAAUCAAGAUAUGCAACAACCGAAAUUUAUGUCUUGUUCUUUAGUGCAUUAGCUACCUGCUCAUGGACAUUCAUGCAUAAAUAUGCUCAAGAAAGUCAACACAGUCUACGUAUGGCCUAUUGGCAAAUCAUGACAGGCCUUGCUAUGGGUUGUGCCCUCAGUUCCAAAUGGACAGGUGGUUUGACAUUCCCUGUGAUAUGGGCUUCCAUUGGUAUUGAAGCCUGGAACAAGAUGUGUGAAAAACAAAACCAGGUCAAGACUGUGUUGAGACAAGUCUGUACGUUUGCUAUUACCGUUGGAUUAUUACCAUUAGGUGUUUAUCUUGCCUUGUUUCAUUUUCAUUUCAGCUUGAUACCCAAGGGUGGUGAUCAUGAUUUACUACUAAGUUCAAAGUUACGUUAUUCUUUAGAAGGCAAUGCAUUUGAAGCAAGUCAACCAGAUAUUGUUUUUGGUUCUCAAAUUGUUAUUAAACAUGAAGGUACUGUGGGCGGAUACAUUCAUUCUCAUAAAAAACGAUUUUCUGCUGGCAGUACACAACAAGAAGUGACUUUGUAUCCUUAUGUUGAUCUGAACAAUAUCUGGACAGUUCAUAAGACAAACGAAUUAUGGAAUGGCACACAACCCUUUGAAUUGAUUCAUAACAAGGACCAAAUUCGUCUUGAACACUUUGCUUCUACACGUAAACUUCAUUCGCAUGAUGUGCGUCCUCAACUGACAAACAAGAAAGAACACAAUGAAGUGACAGCCUAUGGUGACCGAUUGAUUCAAGAUCCUCAUGAUUAUUGGAUUUUACAUAUUCUGGAUGAAGAAGGAUACCCCUCCAAAGAUAAAAAUUUGACUUGGAAGCCUCUUGAACAACGCUUUCGUUUACAACAUAUUCGUGGAUGUGUCUUGAUCAGUCAUAAUGUGCAUUAUGCUCCUCCUACAGGUGAAAAUCACCAAGAGGUGACUUGUAUGAUCAGUGCGAAUCCCAAACUAUCCAACUGGAUUGUUGAAUCCUCUUUCCAUGAAUACCUGGAACAUGUGACACCUGUUGAAUUUGGCAAGAUGACCUUUUUAGAAAAGUUAAAACAAGUCCAUGCAUUAAUGCUAGAUUAUCCUAAUAUCGUAUAUGAUCGACUCAAGUCGGGCGGGAAGAGUGAAGGCGCUAUCGUUCUCGCCAACUACCGCAAUGAAGCACCCAGUAAAUGGUUCUUGAAGCGAGCCACCAUGCGUCUAUGGGGUGAAAUGGCUGGCCAUGCUGUCUAUAUGGUACUUAACCCGAUAGUUCAACGUAUCAUGUUGGCAAUGAUGGCAACCUAUGUUGGUUUUUUGAGUCUUCACGCCUUUUUAGUUAAACGUCAAAUGAAAUUACCUUAUGCUUUAUCUUGGCUCUAUGCAUCAGGCAUGGAUGUCGUUGUCCAUGAUUAUUAUACAAAAUCUGUUGUGUUUUAUUUCAGUGGUCUAUUGAUCCAAUUCAGCUGCCUCAAGUUCUUUCCGAGUCAUAUGGUGUCUAUGCCUGAUAUUCUCGGUGCUGUCUAUUACGGUCUUGGUCUAACCAGUGUGAUACUAGAGGCUUGUACUUGCCGUCUGCCUUCGUUUUGGCGUCGUACCUGUCUUUACGGACUUGUGUUCCUGUCUGUCAUUCAAUUCGCACACCUCUCUCAUCUCAGUUAUGGAGGCAAACCAUGGUUCCAAAACGAAUGUGAACAAGCAGACCUUGAUAUCGAUUGUCUUUCAUUCCCUCCUCAUCCUACCGAAUUACAGGAACUCAUACUGCAUAAUGGUAACUCAACCACCAUGACCGUUUAUGUGGAUUUAGUGGCUACAACACAAGCCUUCAAGUACAAUUUGGGACAAGAGGCAGAGGCAGAUAAACACAUUGCUAUUCUCAAACAAGCAUCGUUCCUGAAAGAAGCACAACAAGCGACAGGCAUGUACCGUUUCCAUCGUGUGGUACAGACGCCUGUCAUGUCUCCUGAAGAAGCAGGAAAAUGGGCUAAAGACGUCUUGGAGGGUGCGAAUCAAAGACAGGCAGAGGUGGCGCUUAAAUUAGCAGAACAAGAACGCUUGAAGCAACAAGAAAAACAGACAUAAAGUCGGAUGUACUUGCAGACAAGAUCAAUGAUUGCUUCUUUUAAACUCAGCUAGUGGUGCCUUUAUAAAAAAAAUACAAUAAAUUUUUUCUUUUCUUUUUUUUAUCAUCAUCA